UAAUAUAAUGUAUUAUUUUAUAGAUACAUUAACUUUGGCAAAUAACAAAGAGGGGUCAGCCUCAUCGUCAAAAGCCAUCUUCACUCUCUCUUUCUCUCUGUGUCCGGUUCCGAGCUUCUCAUUGCUACAAUUACACACUCACACGCACUGUAGAAGAACAAAGAAUCUCAGCCCAUUCAGAGAGAGAGAGAGAGAGAGAAUGACCCCGAGUGCAAACCACCACCCACAUCCAAACGGCGAGCGAAGACAAUGGCCACCGGCAGCGGCGGCGGAAGCGGCGCCGACGACAGCAGCAGCACAUUCGUCUUACAACGGGUACCGACAGUACCACCCCACAACACCGGCUCGAUCGUCAUCAUCGGCGUCGUUCAAAGGGUGCUGUUGUUGUCUCUUCCUUCUAUUCUCGUUCCUGGCGCUGCUGGUGCUGGCGGUGGUGCUGGUGAUAAUCCUGGCGGUGAAGCCGAAGAAGCCGCAGUUCGAUCUGGAGCAGGUGGGGGUGCAGUACAUGGGCAUCACAUCCACUCCCCCCUCCACGGCCUCUCUCUCCCUCACCAUUCGCCUCCUCUUCGCCGCCACCAACCCCAACAAGGUUGGCAUCCGAUACGGCCAGUCCAGCUUCACCGUCAUGUACCGCGGGAUCCCCCUCGGCAAAGCCACCGUCCCCGGGUUCUUCCAACAGCCCCACAGUCACCGCCAGGUCAUCGCCACCAUCGCCGUCGAUCGCGUCAAUCUCCUCCAGGCCGACGCCGCCGACUUGAUUCGCGACGCCUCCCUCAACGACCGCGUGGACCUCCGCGUCUUGGGCGAUGUCUCCGCCAAGAUCCGCGUCAUGAACUUCGAUUCCCCUGGCGUUCAGGUUUCGGUGGAUUGUGCUAUUGUUAUCAGUCCAAGAAAGCAAUCUCUGUCUUACAAGCAGUGUGGAUUCGAUGGAUUAACUGUUUGAUAAAAUUGUUGUUGGCAGUGUCAAUAUGCUUUAUCUUCCACGCAAUUUCUCACCAGAUCCUCGUUUCUUCGAGUAAUUUAAGGAUGAAACGAGGAGGGAAAGGAGUGAGAGAAAAUUUGGGUAGGGUGUUAGAGGGAGUUUAAUAUGAUUAUUGGAGGGAUGGGGUCUCCAGAAAUUGUUAAACUGCAUAGUGGAGGGAACAGGUUUUGGAAAAUAUAUGAAAGUAGAGAGGGCAUUUAACAUUUUUCUGAGAAUUUUGCAGAAUUCUUUUGAAUAGGUUACUUCACUUAGAAGACAAAAAUCUGCGGAACAACGUGUAAACUGUAAAGUAGAUCAAAUGAGUGGGUGAGGCAUCCUUCCUUCCUCAUGAGCUUUUGUUAA
Vigna angularis (adzuki bean) is the source of this 1324-nucleotide messenger RNA. RefSeq lists its product as uncharacterized. The record is from RefSeq and is a predicted model, not a curated record. Gene Ontology annotation, cellular component: plasma membrane. The coding region runs from base 8 to 943 and encodes 311 amino acids. The transcript has 2 exons. Lineage: Eukaryota; Viridiplantae; Streptophyta; Magnoliopsida; Fabales; Fabaceae.